This is a messenger RNA of Owenia fusiformis, 545 nucleotides long. The record is from the annotation of a GenBank genome assembly. NCBI's taxonomy places the organism in Eukaryota, Metazoa, Annelida, Polychaeta, Sabellida, Oweniidae.
AUGGGGUCCAGCACUAAUGCUACUGUUAAGGUCCCUGUAUCAACAAGUCCACCAGACUCAGAAGAACAGCUAGGAGCCCUAGGCUUUAAUUAUUGGAAGCUUAUGGGAGACAAUGAAUGCAUGGUAAAAUCAAAUAUCAUCAAUUGGAUAUCCUGCAGUCAGGCUGGGGGAAGUAUUAUGGAAGAAGAUAAGGAUGGUCCAAUCAGGUGUAAAGUGAUCAAGGUUAUUUCAACUGACUUCCCAGAGUGUAAAGAUGUCACGCCUACAGAGGUGCACUGGCAUGAAUGGUGUGGCCCAGACCUGCAAAUUGAUGGCACUGAUUACCUUCAGUUUGAUGCCAACUCUGUCGGAUGCAAUCCUACCUGUACGUGGGAUCCAUGUGGGCAAGGCCAAGAAACAAGAUAUGUUAAAGGUGUUGACUUUCCACAUGGCAACGUCUACGUCCGUUGAUAGACUGCUAAUGAAACCAACAGAAAUCAUAACAGCAAAAAACUAUUGAAUUGAAAUAAUCAUCUACGAGAAAGUUAACUCUUCUGUCCUGUACA